AUGGCCAAGAUCAAGGCACGGGACCUUUGCUGCAAGAAGAAGGAGGAGCUGCUGAAACAGCUGGACGACCUGAAGGUGGAGUUGUCCCAGCUGUGCGCCGCCAAAGUGACUGGCGGUGCGGCGUCCAAGCUCUCUAAAAUCCGAGUUGUCCGCAAAUCCAUUGCCUGGGUUCUAACUGUCGUUAACCAGACUCAGAAGGAGAACCUCAGGAAGUUCUACAAGAGCAAGAAGUACAAACCCAAGAAAACGUGUGCCAUGCGCCGCAAACUUAAUAAGCACGAGGAGAACCAGAAGACCAAGAAACAGCACCAGAAGGAGCGACUGUACCCACUAUGGAAGUACAAAGUCAAGGCCUGA
Messenger RNA from Chrysochloris asiatica (Cape golden mole), 357 nucleotides. Its product is annotated as 60S ribosomal protein L35-like. The record is from RefSeq and is a predicted model, not a curated record. NCBI's taxonomy places the organism in Eukaryota, Metazoa, Chordata, Mammalia, Afrosoricida, Chrysochloridae. Gene Ontology annotation, molecular function: mRNA binding; structural constituent of ribosome. Gene Ontology annotation, cellular component: cytosolic large ribosomal subunit; ribosome. The transcript has a single exon. The coding region runs from base 1 to 357 and encodes 118 amino acids. Gene Ontology annotation, biological process: translation; maturation of LSU-rRNA from tricistronic rRNA transcript (SSU-rRNA, 5.8S rRNA, LSU-rRNA).